CAGUUCUAGAGGUUGCUUCGAGAGGAAUUUUCCAGGAAUGUGAGAAACAGAGCUUUCCACUUCUAGAUAAUCUCAAGAUAGUCUCAAAGUGAUACGCAUGUUUCUUUUUUUUUAAUUGUGAAAUUUCAUCAACAGCUUUUGUCUAUCAAUCACUCCAAAAACAAAACAAAAAUAAAGUAAUUAUGUUAUUAUUGAGUGGAAAAUUAACAACGGAAUGAAUACUAAAAUAGUGAAGCAGUUUUCCUCCAAGAAGAUUAUGAAUGAGGGAAAAUUAAAUCCAAACCAAUUGAGAUGUGUUGUGAAAUGGUGAAAUCAAAAGAGUCAAGAGUGUGGUAAAGAAUAUAAAACCCGGAUAUACAAUUUAAUGUGUGUCUCAUCUCUCUUAUUCUUCAAGUAAAUGACUUCUGGGUGAUACAUUUGUAUAAAUUUAUUAGAUAUCAUCAAAUUAAAUAAGACACUAUUUGCCUUCAAUACAUAACUUCCCGCACACAAAAAAAGCCUCUGGGCAACAAGUGUUUUUCAACUAUUUUUCCUUCGAUUUUCUCCCUGUCUUUUUUUCCCACCCAAGACAACACCUCCCAAAAACCAAAGACACAAACUCUUUCGUGAGACAAAAAGUGAAAAGAAUUAAUUGCAAAAUUGGAUUAAUAAAAAUCAAGUGAAUAACAAACACACCAUAUUGUGGCAGUGAAAAGUCAAUUUUUGGUGACACUAUUUUCAUUUUCAUCCCAAAAAGAGGACACAGGGGACGACCAAGCGACUGAGUCUGACCAUUUGGGAAGUAAAUGACCAAGGAGCUGAGUUGAGUAUCGUCUUAUUACCCUCAAUUAAACCCCAGAGCACCAAAAGUGCCAAAGAGGGGUGGAAUUAAUCGGGAUAAUGGACUACAAUUGCUGCUACAUCCACUCUACCAUGCUCGAGAUACUCUGGGAAGAUGAUUGGAAAUCUUGUGAAAUUGUGGGCAGAAGGAGCUAAAUACCACUCACUGGAGAAUCUGUCGAGUGUUGCUGAAGGCUGGAAUCUCAUGGAGAGCUCCACACAGUCAACGUUUCUGGAGGAUGAUGGGAUGUUUGCUGUGACUAUCCUGAGCAAUACUACAUUUGAGGUUGAUAGUGUGGAGUAUGAGAUCAAUUGGCCAUAUACAGCUCUGGAGAUUCUUGUGGGACUAGUAGCUGUAAUUGGGAAUGGGAUGGUGAUUGCAGUCUUUCAGAAGGAGCGACGUCUCCGUCGUCGAACAAACUACUACAUCGUCUCACUGGCCAUUGCAGACUUUCUAGUUGGACUCUUGGGAAUCCCAUUUGCUGUUUUAGCCUCCAUCGGACUGCCUACAAAUCUUCAUGCUUGUCUCUUCACGAUAUCCACCCUUGUUGUCCUCUGCACCAUCUCAAUCUUCUGCCUCGUGGCCGUUUCUGUGGAUCGCUACUGGGCCAUCCUACAUCCCAUGGCAUACUCCAGAAAUGUCCGCACAAAGACUGCCAUUGUGAUAAUCUCGAUGUGCUGGGUGGCGGGCAGCAUCGUGGGAUUUCUGCCACUUUUCGGCUGGCAUCAGGACCAGCCCGUGAAUACGGCGUGCUUAUUUGAGGGCGUUAUGAGCUAUGAUUAUCUGGUGUUCCUGUACUUCGGCACCAUCAUUACACCUGCCAUUAUUCUCGUUGGCUUCUAUGCCCACAUCUACCGCGUGAUUCUCAAGCAGAUCCGUCAGAUAGUUACGAUGAAUCCUGGAGGAGUGUCCAGCCGACGGUCAUCAUCCAGGAAGAGCACAUCCUCGAGCACACCAACUCUCCGUACGGCCAAUCAUACAUCAUCUGGCGGAACUAUGCUCAGGGUGCUGGGAGCUGCCCAGAAGCGUGAAGUCAAAGCUACUCAGAAUCUCUCGAUAAUCGUACUGUUCUUCAUGAUCUGCUGGAUUCCACUGUAUACAGUGAACUGCAUUAAAGCAUUUUGCCAGGACUGCAAUGUACCUCCCAUGAUGACAUUUAUCUUUAUCAUCCUGUCGCACUUGAACUCUGCAGUUAAUCCCAUUCUCUAUGCGUAUCAUUUGCGUGAUUUCCGAGCAGCUCUCAAGAGUCUCCUGAUGAAGUUCCUGGGUCGCCAUGAAACUCCUGCCAAAGUUGAAGUCAACUAUCGUUUCUCCCUGGCCAGUCAGAAUCGCUUCGACAAGAGACCUUCUAUCCAUCCGAGGAUUUAUAUUGACUCUCCAGUCUGGAUGAGGCAGCAGCAGCAAUUGCUCAACAGUGAGAGGAAAAUGCAACGCAAUGGAGCUGGGACGAUCCAGAACAGCCUCACGAGCGUCCAUCAAACUGUCGCUGCUGUGGCUUCUGUCACGGGGGAUGCCAACCGAGAGAUGUGGAGGAUUGCUGAAGUUCCCAGCACAGCAGAGGAAUCCAGCAAGUGCAAUGACAACUCAUUAGGACACACAUCUUUUCCCAGUUAUCACUUGGGUACCGACAGUGAGGACUCUGGCUGUGGGAAUCCCCUGUCUGCGGGUGUUCCGGAAGACUGUGACAGCGACGAUGACGUCUUUAUGCCGCCAGGAGUCUUCUUCACCAAUCUCGACCCACAAGGCAUCCCGGAAGAAGAUGAUUUCCCGCAUCAGAGCUUCUCCACAGAACUUCCAUUCCAUGAAGUCACAUCCCACGAGGACUUGUCCGUUACUCAGCACUCGCACGACACCCACGACACUCCGCGGCGAACAUCGGAAACAUCAGAAAUUGAAUUGCCGCCAAUUUUCACAAUUGCCACCAAUUUUGAGGAAAAUCCAACAAAAAUGUGCCAUUUUCAGCACGGUGGAAUACGACAAAUGGAAAAUCCCGAAGUGGACAGUGAACUAAUCCGGGUGUUGAACACCCGGAAAAGAUAUCCCUUCCGGAAAGCCUUCUCGGACGCUUGAAAAGCACCCAGAAGGAGGAAAAGACAAAUUGCGCUAAAGAAAAUGCCCCGGGGCUAUUUGAUGUUGUCUCGAAAGCGAUAUUAUUGGUAAUUGUUAGAGAUUAUUGUGUGAAAAAUACGAAAAAAUAGAUAAAUUGUCGCAAAAA
Messenger RNA from Phlebotomus papatasi, 3035 nucleotides. RefSeq names its product octopamine receptor beta-2R-like. Gene Ontology annotation, molecular function: G protein-coupled receptor activity. Gene Ontology annotation, biological process: adenylate cyclase-activating G protein-coupled receptor signaling pathway; G protein-coupled adenosine receptor signaling pathway. The transcript has 4 exons. NCBI's taxonomy places the organism in Eukaryota, Metazoa, Arthropoda, Insecta, Diptera, Psychodidae. Bases 935 to 2890 code for a protein of 651 amino acids. The record is from RefSeq and is a predicted model, not a curated record. Gene Ontology annotation, cellular component: membrane.